GGUGACUGUUGGAUCUGCAUGGAACUGAUGGACAUCUCCUUGAAUAUUCUUUAUGAGCGUGUGUAUAACCUUCAUCAUGCGCGAUUCGAAGAGAACGUGAUCGGACAUAUUGCAGUAUCUGUAAUAGACGCACUAGAUUACUUGAAGCGCAACCUCGAAAUUAUACAUAGAGAUGUGAAGCCAUCUAAUAUUCUCGUAAAUAGAUGUGGCAUGGUGAAGCUGUGCGAUUUCGGUAUUAGUGGUCAACUAAUCGAUUCUUUGGCUAAAACUCACGAUGCUGGAUGCCAGCCUUAUCUUGCGGUCAGUGCAGCUAGUUACCAGUUUUGUGGAUCGUCUUUUCUUUAUUUUCUUGCUUUUUUGCUUUUUCUUGAUAUUAGCACUUGUUGUACCAUAAUCUUUUUUAGCCAGAGCGUUUGUCGCAUUAUGGCAAGAAGUAUGACAUUCGCUCCGACAUAUGGUCCCUUGGACUAA
Messenger RNA from Cylicostephanus goldi, 471 nucleotides. The record is from the annotation of a GenBank genome assembly. Lineage: Eukaryota; Metazoa; Nematoda; Chromadorea; Rhabditida; Strongylidae.